CGUGCUCCUUGGUAUGGAGUAUGCAAGUGGUGGUGACUUAGAACAUCUUCUGAUGAGGAAUGGGCCUGUUACCAUCUCUAAUGCAAGAUUCUACAGUGCGGAGAUUGUAUGUGGGCUCCAAUUCCUGCAUUCCAAGGGCAUCGCCCAUGGCGACCUCAAGCCAGAUAACAUCUUAGUGGCUGCAACAGGCCACCUCAAGAUCGCCGACUUCGGUCUCGCAAGUAACAUCACACCUAGAGACUGGAGUGCCACUGGCUGUGCUGGAAGAUGUGGCGACAUCACUCCUGAGGUACGUUUUCGCGAAGAGAGAGCUAUCGGUCAUGAUUGGUUUUGCUUUGGCAUCAUUCUCAGCAAAAUGGUCAAUGGAAGAUCUUUUGGACCAGGCACUGAAGUCAGGAACAUCAUUGACGAGCUCUUCAGUAUCAUGCCAGCCAAACGCCCAGGAGUGAAUGAUAACAUCCGCCUCCAUCGCUUCUUCCGGCACAUCAACUGGGUCGCCUUGGAAGCCCUUGAGAUGGAGCCACCAUACAUUCCUGCACCACCGACCUUUCCACCCUCUGCCUCCAUAAAUAACCAGCUAGCAAUAAUGGAGGCAGAAGAGGACAAUAAUCCACCUGUAACAGCCCCCCAGCAGGACCGGUUUGCAGGGUUCUCAUUUACCACCUCCACCUGGAGAACCCCCCCAUAGGCACCGGGCCUACGACCAUCUAGCUGAGGCAGCAGCACUGCUGGAUGCAGGAGUUGGAGUUUCUGCAGAACAUCUGUGAUAAGAAGAUUGAUUACAACUUGGAAGAUUGUUUAUUAUUUUCUUAUUUUUUAUAAGUUUUUAAAUUUAACUUUUUUUAAAUUUGAAUAUUAACAUUUUUUAAAUUUACAUUUUCAAAUUUAGUGGGAGGGUAUUUUAUAA
Pseudophryne corroboree (corroboree frog) is the source of this 907-nucleotide messenger RNA. RefSeq names its product protein kinase C delta type-like. The transcript is spliced from 7 exons. The record is from RefSeq and is a predicted model, not a curated record. Gene Ontology annotation, biological process: peptidyl-serine phosphorylation. The coding region runs from base 14 to 688 and encodes 224 amino acids. Gene Ontology annotation, molecular function: protein serine/threonine kinase activity; ATP binding. Lineage: Eukaryota; Metazoa; Chordata; Amphibia; Anura; Myobatrachidae.